AUGUCCGGUGACUCUUCAAAAUCAGCCUUCAAGGUGCUGGUGAAAGUGGGCGGGGUGAAUAUCAUCCAGCACCAGCACCAGCACACCUUGAACGGCAAGGACGGCAAAGACGGGAAGAAAAUACCACCAUUACAAGAUUACUUUGUCGUCUCCGAGCAGCAGUGGAUUUGGGGAACACAAGUCGGGAAGGAUACCGCGAGGCAGUUUCGGGUGUUUGGUCGGAGGAGAGAGAGACUCUCCCUUCGACAUCAACUCCACAAGAACAACCACGUCAAAGAAGUCGAGAUCCAAAUCACUUCACGCCGCCCCGCGCCAGACAGUGAAGCAGAUAAAGCUUCAGAGUCCGCAACACUAAAUGGCUCAGAAGACGACGAGCAGCAGCAAUCCGUUUCCUUCGCAGCAUCCAACUCCAACACCACUUCCGAAGAAUCACCAUCAUCGCCGCACGAAAUGGUCAUCGGGACAGGCGGCCUCAUCUGCCAAGUCAUUGCUCGAGAUAAACACCCGGAGGGUUUGGUUGAUGACACCAAGACUAUCAAGUUCAAGAUCUAUAACCCCAAUAAGCCCAACCACUUCCGGAAGAAGACGGGUCUCUGGUUAGGAAACCCAGGUGGGAACUGGGAUGAUAAGCCGCACCCCGCCAGGAGGUUUUUCGGACGCAGGGGGCCGGUGGUUGAGGAUGCGAAGGGGAUCAGGGGGGAUAUCAAGUCGCCGGUAGAGCUGGAAGGUGGCGAGGACAGGCACCGCGACGUUGAUCUGGACUCUGACGUGGACUCGGGUGUGUCAAUGGGCCAGACAGGAGAUGAUGAGAAUGAGGAUGUGGAUGAGGACGUUUCACCAGAAGAAGAAGAGAGGGAACGGUUUGCGGCCCUGAUGGGCGAGGCGAGGAGUCAGCCUCGAGAGCCACCCAUGCUGGAGAAACGGAAGAUGAAGAAAAAGGAGAUCAAAAAGGAUGAACAGCAACCACCGGGUGUGAUGCAAAUAAUAGUUCUCAAACGGGCCGGGCCGGUAACUGCGCGUGAAAAAGAAGCAAGUGGCGAACAUUUCUUGAGGCGAUGA
This is a messenger RNA of Sordaria macrospora k-hell, 1059 nucleotides long. RefSeq lists its product as uncharacterized. Lineage: Eukaryota; Fungi; Ascomycota; Sordariomycetes; Sordariales; Sordariaceae. The record is from RefSeq and is a predicted model, not a curated record.